Macaca mulatta (Rhesus monkey) is the source of this 6098-nucleotide messenger RNA. RefSeq names its product transmembrane protein 132D (gene TMEM132D). The record is from RefSeq and is a predicted model, not a curated record. Lineage: Eukaryota; Metazoa; Chordata; Mammalia; Primates; Cercopithecidae.
GUGCGCUCCGCGCGCGUAGAGCCCCGCGAGCCCCAGCCGGGCCCGGGGCCGGGCGGGCCGAGGCGGCGGCCGGGGAGCAGCCGCACCCGCCAAACUUUGGGUGCCGGAGCGCGCGCGCGCCCGAGGCCCGAGGCGCAGCGGCCGGCCCGGGAUGGGGGCUGCGGGCCAGGGAGCCCCGGGCCGCCCAGCCAGCCCGGCUACCCGCCUGGGGGGCUCCGCGCCUCCUCUGCCCGCGCCCCGGGCGCCGCAGCCCCGUCACCCCGGCGCCGCCCGCGCCAGCGCCCGCUAGCCAGCUCCGGAGUCGCCGGAGCCCUGCGCCUGGAGGCGCCCCUGCCUGGGCCACCGGGGGCCACUCUUCGCUCGGGUAAACAGGAAAGGAAAUACCCCUCGUGGAUUAAAAUAAAAAAAAAAUCUGUUGGGGGCGAAGGAGGGAGGUGGGGUUUGCCUGCGCGCGUGUUGGACUCCAGAGAGCAACUCAGGAGCCCGCGCGCGGUCGUCGCCUCCCGGCCCGGCCAUGGACUGGCGGGAGGAGGGCGCAGGGCGCCUGGGCUGCUCAGGCCCCUAGCCGGGCGCUCCCUCGCCACCGGCCCCGCUCCGGGCCUCUAGGGAACUGAGACGGUCUCUUCUUCGCCUGGACGGCGCCGGGGAGCGGAGGAUCUGCGCACCGGGUCUCCAGGAUGUGCCCGUCUGAGAUGGGGACGCUGUGGCACCACUGGUCGCCUGUGCUCAUCAGCCUGGCCGCCCUGUUCUCCAAAGUGACGGAAGGUCGAGGGAUCCUUGAGAGCAUCCAGAGGUUUUCCUUGCUGCCCACCUACCUCCCUGUGACCUACCACAUCAACAACGCUGACGUCUCCUUCUUCCUGAAGGAGGCCAACCAGGAUAUCAUGAGGAACUCCAGCCUGCAGUCCCGGGUGGAGUCAUUUCUGAUUUACAAAUCGAAGAGGCUGCCUGUUCUCAAUGCCAGCUACGGGCCUUUCUCCAUCGAGCAAGUGGUGCCCCAGGAUUUAAUGCUACCUUCCAACCCGUUUGGAUUCACCAACAAAUUUUCUCUUAACUGGAAACUGAAAGCCCACAUCCUGCGGGACAGAGUCUACCUGAGCCGGCCCAAAGUGCAGGUUCUGUUCCACAUCGUGGGCAGAGACUGGGACGACCGCAGCGCCGGGGAGAAGCUGCCGUGCCUGAGGCUCUUUGCUUUCCGAGAGACCAGAGAGGUGCGGGGCAGCUGCCGGCUGAAGGGGGACCUGGGGCUGUGUGUGGCCGAGCUGGAGCUCCUGUCCAGCUGGUUCAGCCCCCCCACGGUGGUGGCCGGGAGGAAGAAGGCCGUGGACCAGCCGGAGGGGACCCCCGUGGAGCUCUACUACACCGUGCACCCAGGGGCUGAGCGAGGGGACUGCGUCAGGGAGGAUGCGAGGAAAAGCAAUGGGAUCCGGACAGGCCACAGUGACAUGGAUGAGUCCGGGCCCCCCUUGCAGAGGAUCGGGAGCAUCUUCCUUUACCAGACUCACAGGAAGCCUUCCCUGAGAGAACUGCGCCUGGACAGCAGCGUGGCCAUCCACUACAUACCAAAGACCGUGAGGAAAGGAGACGUGCUGACUUUCCCCGUUUCCAUCUCCAGAAAUUCCACUGAAGAUCGCUUCACGCUGAGGGCAAAGGUGAAGAAAGGCGUGAACAUCAUCGGUGUGCGAGCCAGCAGCCCUUCCAUUUGGGAUGUCAGGGAGCGCACGGAUUAUACUGGAAAGUAUGCACCAGCUGUCAUCGUUUGUCAGAAGAAAUCGGCUGGCUCGGAAACCAGUGCGGAUGGCGCCUCCUACGAGGUCAUGCAGAUCGACGUGGAGGUGGAAGAGCCCAGUGACCUGCCAGCCACACAGCUGGUCACGUGGCAGGUCGAGUACCCCGGAGAGAUCACGUCUGACUUAGGAGUGUCGAAGAUCUAUGUGAGCCCAAAGGACUUGAUUGGAGUUGUGCCACUGGCUAUGGAGGCAGAAAUUCUGAACACAGCCAUCCUCACGGGGAAGACGGUGGCCGUCCCGGUGAAAGUGGUCUCCGUGGAGGACGACGGCACAGUGACAGAGCUGGUGGAGUCUGUGGAGUGUAGAUCGUCUGAUGAAGACGUGAUUAAGGUUUCUGACAGAUGUGACUACGUCUUUGUCAAUGGGAAGGAAAUGAAAGGCAAGGUGAACGUGAUGGUGAACUUCACCUACCAGCACCUGAGCAGCCCCCUAGAGGUGACGGUGUGGGUGCCCCGACUUCCGCUGCAGAUAGAGGUCUCAGACACCGAGCUCAAUCAGAUCAAGGGCUGGCGAGUGCCCAUCGUCUCCAGCAGGAGGCCUGCUGGGGACAGUGAGGAAGAGGAAGACGAUGAGCGGAGGGGCCGCGGCUGCACCCUGCAGUACCAGCAUGCCAUGGUGCGGGUCCUGACGCAGUUUGUGGCUGAGGCGGCCGGCCCUGGGGGACACCUGGCCCACCUGCUGGGCUCAGACUGGCAAGUGGACAUCACAGAGCUGAUAAAUGACUUCAUGCAGGUGGAGGAGCCCAGGAUCGCCAAGCUGCAAGGUGGACAGAUCCUGAUGGGACAGGAACUUGGGAUGACCACCAUUCAGAUCCUGUCUCCUCUGUCAGACACCAUCCUCGCUGAAAAGACCAUCACCGUGCUGGACGAGAAGGUGACCAUCACAGACCUCGGGGUGCAGCUGGUGACAGGGCUGUCGCUCUCCUUGCAGCUCAGCCCAGGAAGCAACAGAGCCAUCUUUGCCACUGCAGUGGCUCAGGAACUUCUGCAGAGGCCAAAACAGGAAGCAGCCAUCAGUUGCUGGGUCCAGUUCAGUGAUGGCUCAGUCACACCCUUGGAUAUUUAUGAUGGGAAAGACUUCUCCUUGAUGGCCACAUCUUUGGAUGAGAAGGUGGUCUCCAUCCACCAAGACCCCAAAUUCAAGUGGCCCAUCAUUGCUGCAGAAACCGAAGGACAAGGCGCCCUGGUCAAGGUGGAAAUGGUUAUUAGUGAAUCCUGCCAGAAAUCCAAGCGGAAGAGUGUGUUAGCUGUUGGAACAGCAAACAUCAAAGUUAAAUUUGGCCAAAAUGAUGCUAACCCCAACACCAGUGACAGCAGACACACAGGGGCAGGGGUUCACCUGGAAAACAAUGUCAGUGACAGAAGGCCCAAAAAACCCUUGCAGGAAUGGGGGAGUCAGGAAGGACAGUACUAUGGCAGUUCUUCCAUGGGACUCAUGGAGGGACGGGGCACCACGACAGACAGGUCCAUCCUGCAGAAGAAGAAAGGCCAGGAAAACCUCUUCGAUAACGACAGCCACUUGCAGACUGUCCCCAGUGACCUCACCAGCUUCCCAGCCCAGGUGGACCUCCCCAGAAGCAAUGCGGAAAUGGAUGGGAAUGACCUUAUGCAGGCAUCCAAAGGGCUGAGCGACUUAGAAAUUGGGAUGUAUGCUUUGUUGGGUGUCUUCUGUUUGGCCAUUUUGGUCUUCUUGAUAAAUUGUGUGACCUUUGCUUUAAAAUACAGACACAAACAGGUUCCCUUCGAGGAGCAGGAAGGGAUGAGUCACUCUCAUGACUGGGUUGGGUUAAGCAACCGGACAGAGCUGUUGGAGAAUCACAUCAACUUUGCCUCCUCACAAGAUGAGCAAAUCACUGCCAUUGACAGGGGUAUGGAUUUCGAGGAAAGUAAAUAUCUCCUCAGCACAAACUCCCAAAAAAGCAUCAAUGGGCAGCUGUUCAAACCUUUAGGACCCAUCAUCAUCGAUGGGAAAGACCAGAAAAGUGAUCCCCCAACAUCCCCUACCUCAAAAAGGAAAAGGGUGAAAUUUACCACCUUCACCGCCGUCUCCUCCGACGACGAGUACCCCACCAGGAACUCCAUCGUGAUGAGUAGCGAGGAUGACAUUAAGUGGGUCUGCCAGGAUCUGGACCCUGGGGACUGCAAAGAGCUGCACAACUACAUGGAGAGAUUACAUGAAAAUGUGUAAGCCAGACACACGCAGACAUUGGUUCUCACUCACCUUUCAGCCUUUAAUUCCAGGAUGUGUAGCAACGGUGCCCCCGGAAGAGAAACAAAGCAACAGGACAAAAUAAGGAUGACGCUGUCCAUGGAGCCUCAGCCAGUGACCCCGGUUCAGCAGCGAGGCCUGGAGUCCGCAUCGACGCACACAUUCCAGAGUACAGUGUCUUGCUUAAGAGGUUUAUCAUGCAUGGCAAGAUUUUUCAGACUUGAAACAAAAACGAGUUUGGAAUCACUGAGCAUCUGAGUUUCCAGGAAAGAACAGCCUCUCUCUCUCUCUCGAAUCAAAGCAGUUUGGAUAUUGUAAAAUCCACAUGGCUCCAAUAUUCGAUAUUGCAGACUACGGGAGAAAAGCGCAACUCAGGUGGAGCAUCCAUGGAUCAAUGGGAGGAAGCUGUCCUCGAAACCGGAGCAGCACAUCUCGCUGUGAGCGAGAUCACGGGCGGUCCAGUGCCGCCGUCCGCUGGGGGAGGCAUGACUGGGAGUCAUUGUCUCUCAAAGGCUGGGCCAGAGCUGGCUCAGAUCAUGGGCAGGCCAAGGCAGUGGCUGACAAGGACUGAAAGGGAACAUGUGGGCUAACAGGCCACAAAUACCUUUGUAACUACAUGCCAAGGACAAAUACACGGACACAAAUCCUCUGAGCCCUUCAGGGCACUUCUUUAUUUGUAAACUAAGGAUACUGGGCAUAGAAUUUGAAUCAGGUUCAAAGAACCAGGCUCUUUUGAUUCCUAUCAAGUUCACAAUGUAUCCAUUUCUAUUCCUCCACUGCAUUGCCACCCUCCCCAGAGCAGCUGGUCACCCGUGGGUGGGGGAGGGAGAGGGCAGUUUCUAGUGUUAGCUGAGUCUUUUUUCUCCCUCUGGGUUUUGUGUCAACUCCCAAGUGACAUUCUAUAAAGAAGCUCCCCCCACAGACCUGGGCGUAUGUCCCACGCUGUCCGUCUUUGAAGAGGCUGGUCUCUGGGCAUGGGCGGUACUCACAGUGAAUUCCACCCCAGGGGAUAGACACUCCCUUGCUUUUCUAGAAAGAAAACAGGGCCACUUGGGACAGGUCUUUCACUGUUCAUGGCAGAUCUCCUGUCCAAGAAUGUGCCCUCGAGGCUGUUGAGACAAAUCUGGGUGCCUGUGUGGAAUGUGCAGGACGUGUGGAGUUGGGGGGUUCUGGGUGUGAAUGCGGUGGGUCCAGCAGGAAGCCUGGCCUCGCACACACCGGACAGCACAGAAGCCUUCUUCGCCUUGGAGGUGUGAAGGGAUGAGGGGCGUCUGCGUGUGGUGGAGAUGCAGGUCUGCAAGCACUUGGUCCUGCAGUCAGCCCCAAAAGGUUUUGCAUUGCUUGAGAUCAGCAUGACUCAGGAUAUCCCUGAAUCCCCUCACUUAUGGAGCCUAUGAAGAUGGGGAGAAGGAGACAUCAGCGAAUUCCUGCCCCAUAUCACGCUCACUCCAAGGUAGAGAAUGGUGUGUUGGGUGCCAGCCAGAUAGGAUCCUGAGAAAGAUGGUAGGGGGCAGCGGGUGGAGGGCAGAAGAGGCCGUGCUGUUGAAUCCAUUCCAUUUUUCACUCUUUGUCAUUUUCUUUCUCUCUGCUCUUUCGAUGUCUGUUUUCCAGUCUGUUUGUGUGUGUCUCUCUCUCUCCUCCUUUGAACCUAUCUCCCUGCUUCCUCUCUGUCUCUAAUUUUGAGUGUGUGUCUUUACGCCUUCUCCCUCUCCGUAGAAUUGAAUUCUCUUUAGAUCAUGUGUGUGUAAAUUUCACCAGUUUACCCUUCCAACCUUAGCCCUCUCCCCUGCAACUGUGGUGCUAUCAGUUUGCUCUUGAGACUGGGGUUUCUGCAGCCAGUAAGUCACCUGCUCUUGUCCGCAAGCUUACCUACCUUGUUUGGUUGGGUGAUUAAGCUGUCACCCCUUUUGAUGAGAACCCUUUGCUUUCAGUAAUGUCCUCAUAUUUCUUUCCAUUCUUACCUGUGUCAUGUUCUGUUGAGUACUGCAGCCACUGCCCACUCCCAAAUCCAUCUACGUGUAGAAUGUACUGUAGAUUGUAAGAAUGUAAUAUAUAUUUAUAAACUUACUGACUGUAAAUAUAAAGUUUGCAUUCAGUGGC